Molecule: messenger RNA, 2031 nt
Organism: Caenorhabditis bovis
Lineage: Eukaryota; Metazoa; Nematoda; Chromadorea; Rhabditida; Rhabditidae
Source: the annotation of a GenBank genome assembly
AUGUCGAAAAUUGCUGAUGUUUUUGAGGACAACAUCUUCUUGCCGAAUCUCAUCGAUUAUCCGAAUGCGUUUCUUUCGGAGAAGACUGGAGUUCCACGAGCUCCGAGACGCCCGUGUCCAUUGAGCGAUUCGGAGAAAAAAAUUGCUGUCAAAAAUAUUCUCCGGUAUUGUCCAACUCGUUUUCACGACCGACUUGCCACCGAAUUUCUCGAGGAACUCGACAAAUAUGGCCAUAUUUACGCAUUCCGCUUUUGUCCUCCGUUCGACUUGAAGGCGCCGGCUAUCACCGAAAUUCCGGCCAAAACUCAACAAGGCGCUGCGAUUAUUUUGAUGAUUUUGAACAAUUUGGAUCCAAAAGUCGCGCAAUUUCCCAGAGAAUUGGUCACUUAUGGUGGAAACGGACAAGUUUUCAGCAAUUGGCUCCAAUUCCGUCUCACCAUCAAAUAUCUUCUUCAAAUGGAAAUGAACCAAUCGCUGGUGUUGAACUCCGGACAUCCUUUGGGAUUAUUCCCAUCGUAUGUUGAAUCGCCGAGAUUGACUAUCACUAAUGGAAUGAUGAUUCCAAGAUAUUCCACAAAGGAAUUGUACGACAAGUUCUUUGCAAUGGGAGUCACUCAAUACGGCCAAAUGACUGCCGGUAGCUUCUGUUAUAUUGGACCACAAGGAAUUGUGCACGGGACCACUAUCACAGUUCUCAAUGCCGGACGCCGUCAAGGUCACGCAAACCUCUCCGGAAAAGUAUUUGUUACAUCCGGAUUGGGCGGAAUGAGCGGUGCCCAAUCGAAGGCGGCCAAGAUUGCCGGAUGUGUCGGAGUGAUCGCCGAGGUCUGCGAGGCGGCCUUGAUGAAGCGCCACAAUCAGGGAUGGCUCGAUGUGUACUCAAAAGAUCUCAAUCAGAUUAUCGAUUGGAUCAAAGAGUAUCGAAAGAAACGAACAGCGAUCAGCAUUGGCUACCUAGGCAAUGUUGUGGAUUUGUGGGAGAAGUUGGCCGAUGAGCCCGAAUUCCUUGUGGAUCUUGGAUCGGAUCAAACCUCACUGCAUAAUCCAUUCCUUGGUGGAUACUAUCCAUCUGGUCUCACUUUUGAUGAGUCGAAUGAGAUGAUGACUGCGAAACCGGACGAAUUCAAAAGAUUGGUCCAAGAUAGCUUACGCCGUCAAAUCGCGGCGAUCGAUAAACUCUCGACGAAAGGAAUGUACUUCUGGGAUUACGGAAACGCAUUCCUUCUUGAAUGUCAACGUGCUGGAGCUAACAUGCUAAGACCGGAUGCCGAAGAUGACAAAUCGUUCAGAUAUCCGAGCUACAUGCAGGAUAUUAUGGGAGACAUAUUCUCGAUGGGAUUCGGACCAUUCCGUUGGGUUUGCACGAGCGGUUUCGAGGAUGAUCUCAAACAAACCGACAUGGCUGCUGCAAAUAUUCUCACCCAACUACAAGAGACCAAUGUUCCAGAACGCGUAAAAGAACAAUACGCGGAUAACCUCAAGUGGAUCAUUGAGGCUGAACAAAAUCAAUUGGUUGUCGGAUCGCAGGCGAGAAUUUUGUAUUCGGAUCGAGGCGGAAGAGUGGCAUUGGCGAAAAAAUUCAAUUCUCUUAUCAAAUCGGGAGUAGUCAAAGGUCCGAUUGUAAUCUCACGCGACCAUCACGACGUUUCUGGAACCGAUUCGCCGUUCCGCGAGACAUCCAACAUUUACGACGGAAGUGCGUUCACCGCAGACAUGGCUGUGCAAAAUUGCAUCGGCGAUGCGAUGCGCGGCGCUACUUGGGUAUCCCUUCACAACGGCGGCGGGGUCGGAUGGGGUGACGUCAUCAACGGCGGAUUCGGAUUCGUUCUUGACGGAAGCGACAAAUGCGCUGAAAUGGCAGAGAAGAUGCUCAAUUGGGAUGUUCCGAAUGGCGUUGCUCGUCGCUCAUGGGCUGGCAAUCGAAUAGCCGAAGAAACGAUCGGACGCACCGAACUCGAAGUUCGUGGGCUUCAUGUAACGAAACCAUAUCACGUUGAGGAUGAGAUCAUCGAGAAAACAUUCAAAAAGUAA